Messenger RNA from Esox lucius (northern pike), 2714 nucleotides. RefSeq names its product LFNG O-fucosylpeptide 3-beta-N-acetylglucosaminyltransferase (gene lfng). NCBI's taxonomy places the organism in Eukaryota, Metazoa, Chordata, Actinopteri, Esociformes, Esocidae. The record is from RefSeq and is a predicted model, not a curated record. The coding region runs from base 1 to 1128 and encodes 375 amino acids. Gene Ontology annotation, biological process: regulation of Notch signaling pathway; pattern specification process. The transcript is spliced from 7 exons. Gene Ontology annotation, molecular function: O-fucosylpeptide 3-beta-N-acetylglucosaminyltransferase activity. Gene Ontology annotation, cellular component: Golgi membrane.
AUGUCGAAAAGCUAUAGUAAAAAAACGGUUAUCUCUAUAGCCAGUGCUGGCUUCACCUGCCUUCUGUUGCUCUUGGUGAUCGCGCAGCACCAAAGAGUUCGGGUGGAUGAGGUGCCAACGGAGAGAGAGAUGGGAACGCGCUCACUGCAGAGCAUGGACCCUUCAGCUACGGACCAGCAACAGGACAACUCGGAGGCCCAGUCAAAGAAAGGAUUCUCAGCGUAUUUUUCGAAGUUGACUCGGGGAAGGCGAGAGGCGGAAAAGCCUGCAGGGUCCACACAGUCAGCGACAGACGCGUCCCCAGCCGAGGACAUAGGUGCAGAUGACAUCUUCAUCGCUGUCAAGACUACCAAGAAGUUCCACCAGUCUCGACUGAAUCUCCUAAUGGAUACCUGGAUCUCUAGAAACAUGCAGCAGACAUACAUCUUCACAGAUGGAGAAGACGAGGAGCUGAAGAAGAAAAUUGGGACUCACGCCAUCAACACAAACUGCUCAGCAGCACAUAGUCGCCAAGCUCUAUCCUGCAAGAUGGCCGUGGAGUACGACAAGUUUAUUGAAUCUGGGAAAAAGUGGUUUUGUCACGUGGAUGAUGAUAACUAUGUGAAUGUGAGGACUCUGGUGAGGCUUCUGUCCCACUACCCCCAUACCCAGGACAUGUACAUUGGCAAGCCCAGCCUAGAUCGGCCCAUUGAGGCCACAGAGAGGCUUGGAGACAACAAGAUGAGACCAGUAAACUUUUGGUUUGCUACUGGAGGAGCAGGUUUCUGUGUGAGUCGAGGCCUGGCUUUGAAGAUGAGCCCAUGGGCCAGUGGCGGCCAUUUUAUGAACACUGCAGAGAAGAUUCGUCUGCCUGACGACUGCACCAUUGGCUACAUCAUCGAGUCUGUGCUUGGGGUUCCACUGACACGCAGCAACCUCUUCCACUCCCACCUGGAGAACCUGCAACAGGUGUCCAGAUCUGAGCUUCACAAACAGAUCACGCUGAGUUAUGGAAUGUUUGAGAACAAGAGGAACAUCAUAAAUAUGAAAGGGGCAUUUCCUGUGGAGGAGGACCCAUCAAGGUUUAGGUCCGUGCACUGUUUGCUGUACCCAGACACACCCUGGUGCCCCCCCCAGGUUGCCUACUGAGCGACCGGCUCCUUUCGUAUCCUCGUCCCUUUAAGCCUCGGUAUCUGAAAGGCUGUUGGGGACCCGUGUUUUGGUAUUAGACCGUGAUGUUGCUGUGUUUUUGUGCAGUGGCACGCGGCCUUUGAUCGUUUACUGGGCUGCUGUGCGGCCCGCCUUGGGACACUCCCUUCCCAUUCGGUGCCUUGGUUAUCCCUCCUACCGUGGAGGAGCCAGGCUGGCACUGACUGGGAAGGGGCUUUCUACAAUAAGGCUUUUCAGGCCACGAGAUGUGCUUUGUGUUUUAAAUAUUGCUUGUAAAUGUAUUUGCAAUUCUCAUAGAAUGUGCUACUUAUAUAUCCAAGCCUUUUGCCAGCUUUACAUUUAUCAAUUUGUUACAUUUCUCUAUAGUAGUUUGCAUUUUUAUUAAGUUCUUGUUGGUUUCUUCUGGGUUUGGGAGGCCAUUAAAGGUUAUUCAUUUAAGUUCUAUUGAAAUAAUCAAAGAUAGUCAGAAUUUCUGACAUUAUGGCGGAAAAUAUUUUUAUUUUGGGAUUUUUGGUUCCUUUCAGAAGACUCCGGACAAAAUCAGUAAUAUGAAGAUCUAUUUGGUGCUUUUUGUUGAUGAUUUGUCAGUGUUAUUACUAAUAUAAUUUGAGCUGGCAGUAGGCAGUUUUCCAAAUGUACCCUCAGGUUAUAAAAUCUGAGGUAUAUCAGGAUCAAGCACUUUUCUUUCCUUAUUGAUAGUUUUAAAUGAUUUAAUUGAUAUUAUUUCGUCUUUUGAUAUGUCUCAGCUGUGUCAAAACCAAUUGAUAUAACGACAUAACCCCAAAAAUAUCCAUAUCUCUAGAUUUUAUUCUAUUUAAUAGCAUUCCUUGCAUUUGAUACAAUCAGGGAAAAUAAUAUAUAGUAGAGAUAUUGAUUUUUUAUGUUACAAUCAACUGUUGAUUUGCUUGAAGAUGUUAAAAAUUGCACAGCUGGGUUUCAACUGUCUUGCUUUUGUAAAGUAGCUCAAUUACACCCAACGUUUCCACCUCUCCCAUCUUCACCUUAAUAUUUCCACCAAGACCUGAGCAUGCUUGCCGAGUUAGAGUACUCACACAGAACAAUUGUUUGGACUAAUGGUGCCUUUGCUAACCAAAUUACACUCUGAUACUUAUUUUGCACAAAAUGGAUUGACGAAGAGCCAUAUAUACAGUAGUAAACUAUACUCCAUAGUGAGCAGGUGGAUUGGGUUUGAUUAAGAACUUUAAAAGAGCAACGCCAGUGUUAUAACACACAGGGGUGUUUUUCCUCUGUAAGCCACCCAUAUUGGGUUGAAUUGUCUAUUAUAUAGCAGUAUUUGUGUACUGUGCUUUUUGAAAUGCUGAAUCUGUUUAAUGAUGAUUUAGAAUGUAAAGGCUUUUGAUGACCCAAGAAACGCUUUUCUACUGCUUGUUGUAAUUGUGCUGAUGGCUGUAAUUUAUCCUCCAGUAUCUGGAAGGUUCUACGGAUAUAUUUGAAAUGUUUUCUUCUCAGGGAUUGUUAGCAAAUCCUGAUGUCGUAACUAUAGGAACCACUGUGGUGCCUGAAUGAGAUGCUUUGAAAUAAAGCACAACCGCUGAGAAACGUAA